UGGACACUAGCUAGUUAGCCCCAGUUAGCACGACCACUUAGUGUAGCUUCCCCAGCGACGUCUGACUUUUUUUCCUUCAACAGUUCAUGUUUACCUGUGUAUGUGUUCAGAUGAGGUUUGUCGGAGAAAGUGGAAGUAUUGGACGGGAAAACUUUCGCGCGAAUGACACACAUAGGCACAAAUGUAAACUUGCGCGAGUAACGCGAUGCAAAAAACUUCGCGUCGCUUCCGUUUUGAACGCAUCGUUAGAAUUGUGUAGGGAAUAUGUGAGAGUCCCUAACACCAUGUAAAGACUACCCACACCAUUGUGCACUACAGGCACGUAUAAAAACGAAGUCUAUUCGCCCACCAGCUCCAUAUGAUGGGACCCAGUCCAAAGGCUGGUCUAAAUAAUAAAAAGUCCGCUGCACGCGAGGAGUCGCCUGGAAAUAAUUUCUCACUGCUGAUAGGUUGCUCAGCUACACCAGCCCCACUUGCGCAUGGAUUGGCCUGGUGCUCCCCCCCCCCCUCCAGUUUCUCAUUGGCUUUUGGUAAUGAUACUUCUCGGCAGUCAUUUGCCCAUGCAGUUUCCAAUGAAUAUUGUAUGUGGUCUCCGGCUUUGAUGCAAAUCGUUUGAAUCCGCGGGCUGCAUGCGAGGAGGCGAGGUGUCCUGGAUGAGCGCACGCACCAGAUGAUGGCAUUUCUCCCCGAGACCGCAGCCGCGAGAUCCGCACAGUCUCCCUCCGAAAUUAGAUAAGAGACGACACCCAAGGGGCUUACAGCAGCGGGGGGAAGAUGUUCUGCGCGAAGCUGAAAGAACUGAAGAUAUCCGGAGAGUGCCCGUUCUCCAGCAGCGCCAAACAGAAUGAGCUCGGAGACUUCGAGGAGCGCGCAACUGACGCGGCGGAUUUAUUGCCUAUUUCUAAGGACGUGCAUGGAAAACCGGGCGAGGACGUGCCUCGACAGAAGACGGCCAGAGCCAAAGUUAACCUGCACACACUUGGAGAGAGCAUCCGAAAAUUGAUAGGACCCGAGUUUCAAAGGCUGCACACUGCCCUCCAUCGAUUGAUGAGACUGUCAGAUCACACCAGGGACAGUGAAAGUCCAACAAUUUGCUGCACAGGCAAUCAGAGUUGCAGUGAUGAACCAGAGCAUUUAGAGGAGAUGAUAAACAUUCACUCAACUAAAACAGCAAUCCCGGUGGAAGCACUGAAAGUCUCUCUUGGAGAGGAGCUCUUCAACAUGUGUUAUGAGGAAGACGGACACAUUUUGAGGGUGGUGGGGGGAGCUCUCCAUGACUUCCUCAACAGCUUCAAUGUCCUGUUGAAACAGAGCAGCACGUUGCCCAACCCGGACAGAGAGGAUUGUGUAAACGAACCUUCAGUGCUGUGCUUAGACAAGGAUCCGGGUCUGCUUACUGUCUAUUUCUUCAACCCCCGCCCAACCACUCGCCUUUUUUUCCCUGGAGUCAUCAAAGCUGCUGCCCGCCUGCUGUAUCACACCACUGUGGAUGUGUUGAUGGACCCCCCCAGUGCUAAAGACAGCAUCUUGCAGUCCAGCCCGCAGCCCAGCCUUCUGUACACAGUUGUUGUCAAGGAUGCUAAAAAUCUGAGCCCCAGUCCGCUGCGGGCUACCUCAGCUGGGACUCUUCCUACCACGCUGUUCUCCACCAUUUUCCCGUUCCAUCUGAUCCUGGACCAGGACUUGGUCCUGGUUCAAAUAGGACACGGGCUCAGGAAGAGACUGAGCAGAAAGGAUGGACUGAGGCGGUCUGCUACUUUCCAGGAACAUUUCUGUAUUGUCUCUCCCCAGAUCAAAUGUACCUUCCAGGGUAUUCUGACCAUGCUAAACACCCAGUUUAUCAUUCGGAUCAAGCAUGGAACCACAGAUAACACAGGGAAGCUCAUGGACCUUAAAGGUCAGAUGAUCUACGUUUCAGAGUCCAAUGUCAUCUUGUUCCUGGGCUCACCAUGUGUGGACAAGCUGGAGGAGCUAACAGGCCGCGGCCUGUACCUGUCAGACAUCCCCAUCCAUAACGCACUGCGUGAUGUAGUUCUGGUGGGCGAACAGGCCAAAGCCCAGGACGGUCUGAAGAAGCGUCUGGGGAAAGCCAAGGCGGCCUUGGAGUAUGCUCACCAAGCACUGGAAGAGGAGAAGCGGAAGACAGUGGACCUCCUCUUCUCCAUCUUCCCCGGCACUGUGGCGCAGCAGCUGUGGCAGGGACAAACGGUCCAGGCCAAGAAGUUUGACAGGGUUACCAUGCUCUUCUCUGACAUUGUGGGCUUCACAGCUGUUUGCUCUCGUUGUACCCCGAUGCAAGUGAUCACCAUGCUUAAUGAGUUGUACACCAGGUUUGACCACCAGUGUGGAGAGCUUGAUGUUUAUAAGGUGGAGACCAUUGGUGAUGCGUAUUGUGUGGCCGGUGGCUUACACAGGGAGAGUGAGACUCACGCUGUCCAAAUUGCACUCAUGGCCUUAAUGAUGAUGGAGCUUUCAGAUGAGGUUAUGACACCAACAGGAGACCCAAUACAGAUGCGUAUUGGUCUUCACACCGGUUCAAUUCUGGCUGGUGUAGUUGGGGUGAGGAUGCCACGCUACUGCCUUUUUGGCAACAAUGUUACGUUGGCCAACAAGUUUGAAUCCUGCAGCCAACCUAGAAAAAUCAAUAUCAGCCCUACAACCCACAGAUUGCUGAAGGAUCGUCCAGAGUUUGUCUUUGUUCCAAGGAGCCGACAGGAGCUUCCGGACGACUUCCCAGAGGACAUCCCUGGUGUUUGUUACUUUUUGGAGGCCUCCUUCGAAACUGACUCUGAAGUGACGUCAAGCUGCAGCACAGCCCAGAAAUAUUAGAUAUCGCUAUAUGUAAGCGCGUUUUGUGAACACAGUGCAAACACCAUGUUUUUGGUUGUUUAGAUAUUAAUGAUAUUGUCUAUUAGUCAAACCCAUACAGCUGCUUGAUUACAGAGAUAUCAGUUUGCCUUCAAACCUGAGUCUUGUCUGUGUAAAAUUACCUGUCUGUGAAGUAGUGGAGAGAAUCGCUCACUUCCUCAAUUUUUCUUCCAGAAUGAGUCAUCUCUCCAAUUGUUUCCAAGGCACCUACCACAGACGAUCAAUAAAAGUUUAUGAGAUGAUAAGAAAAACAAAAACAGUUUUAGUGGUAUAAAAUGGCAUACUACAUUUAGAUUGAGUCGGCUUUCUUUGAUUUGGAGAUCUGUGAAGAAAUGUGAAUAUAUCAUCUUGCAUAAUGUAGUUAUGAUUCAGAAAUACUUUCUGGAUGUUGAUUCUCAAUGUGAUGUUAAACAGAGUGUUUAUUUUUUUCAAGAUUGUUGUCUGUCAGUAUCUGACUAGUCCAUUCACUUCUGUCCAGCGAAAGGCUCCGUGGCCUGCUGGGACGGCAGGAGAAAUCACGAUUAAAACUAAACUGGCUUUGUGUGCUUCAGUAGAAAAGAUUGGAAGAGCUGAAGCAAAUAUUACCAUUAUUUAAAGAUUUAGUAUCAAAUGAAGUAAUGCAGAGUAAAUUGAGGUGCCUUAUGGGAACUAUAUGGGCAGGAUCAGAGAUUUUAACAGUGUCAAGCUGUCUUUUUUGGGGUUCAUUUUACCAGCUUUCUUUUUAUGUGAUAUGGUUCACUAUGAAUUUACGUGACAAUAACUUCUUCCAGAGGUAUAACUCAGUAUAUAUUUUUAAUCUUCCAUUUGUUAGACAUACAGUGAAGCAUUCCACGAUCCAAUUUUAGUAAGGUAUUUUUACUUUUUUUCCACUGUACACAUAUUUAUACUAUUUAUUACGUGAGCUUCAAAUCACUCCUUUCCCAUAUAGAGGAAAUACGACACAAGAAAAAUACAAUGAAUGUUCUAUCACUCAUAAUGAUGUGCUUUAAUCAAUACUGUGUCAUGUAAUCAAAGCGCAAUAAAUAUUGACAUUAACAGACA
This is a messenger RNA of Scophthalmus maximus (turbot), 3909 nucleotides long. RefSeq names its product guanylate cyclase 1 soluble subunit alpha 1 (gene gucy1a1). The transcript has 8 exons. Bases 775 to 2829 code for a protein of 684 amino acids. Gene Ontology annotation, molecular function: heme binding; guanylate cyclase activity. Lineage: Eukaryota; Metazoa; Chordata; Actinopteri; Pleuronectiformes; Scophthalmidae. Gene Ontology annotation, cellular component: guanylate cyclase complex, soluble. Gene Ontology annotation, biological process: cGMP biosynthetic process; response to oxygen levels. The record is from RefSeq and is a predicted model, not a curated record.